This is a messenger RNA of Batrachochytrium dendrobatidis JAM81, 1080 nucleotides long. RefSeq lists its product as uncharacterized. Bases 1 to 1080 code for a protein of 359 amino acids. Lineage: Eukaryota; Fungi; Chytridiomycota; Chytridiomycetes; Rhizophydiales. The record is from RefSeq and is a predicted model, not a curated record. The transcript has 5 exons.
AUGGCAUCUCGGAUCAAUCAAACUAACAAGCUGUCAAAAACGCGGUUUGACUAUGGUGAGAAUCCAAGUAAAACGUAUGUCAACCCUAAUACUAUGAACUUGCAAAUAUCCACCUCGACUGCACUGACCCGACUUCAGACAUCAGCUACGAUUCACACAACACUACAAUCCACUCCAUCGUGUAUGGCCCCUUGCACUAAAAACACUUUUCAGUAUUCCCAAAUGUAUGAAAGUUUAUUGGAAUACCCUUCAGCACUCCGCAUGCUAGCGGAUCUUGCACCUAUCACGCAUGCUUCUUCUACACAUAGAUCCACAGCAGAUGGCAUUCAUCAAAAUUGGGAAUCUGUACCAUCCAAAUCAAAAGAAACACAAAACAUAAAUACCAAACUGGUUUACAAUCAUUCUGGGAUUUCAAGUUUGGUGUAUGCAGCCGCACUCUACGAAAGCGGUGGAGUGAAUCCCGAGUCGAUGAAUUCAUCACAUUCCGUACAUGAAACCCACAAAGAGGAUUGCACAGCAGCUGCUGAAGGAUUUAAAAGAAAUCGUCAUUUGAUUCAUUCAGGUUUAAAAAAUGAGCAUAUUGCAUCUAUACAUAAUAAUGGAUCGAUUGCUUUACCACACAAGACAGUCGAUAUACCAUUGAAUCAAAAACCCAUCUCGUCAGCAAAAAAAUGCAAGGUAGUGACUAAAGGCACCAGAGCUGGGAAAUUUACUACAGAAGAGGUUGAUCGUCUCAAGACAGGGUUGGAGAUUUAUGGUCGUGACUGGAAUCAACUGGCACGACAUAUUGCAACAAGAGAUGCCAGUGCAGUUCGAAGCCACGCACAAAAACAUUUUAUUAAACUCUUUCGUGACAAUAUCCCACUUCCUAAAAAGGUAUAUGAAUCUGGUGCUGGCUAUUCGCUAAGUGGCAAACCAUUAAAUCCAAAUUCGGCUGCUGCUAGACCUUACCUUAAAAAUCGGACUAUCCCCCUGUAUAUCCCAUGCCAAGUUGCUGAAAAGGAACAAGUCCCCGAAUUUAUUACCGAAUCAACUCAGCUUCAAUUUGAGCUACCUAGAGUGCGAAUGAACAUGCAUUAA